AUGUCUUCAAGGAGCGAUUAUGAUUUCUCGAAGGAACAUCAAGCUGAAGAACGCAAACUUAUCGAUGAAAUUCGUUAUAAGCGAGUAUGCAUAGAGACAGUAUCGGAGUUCCUAGAAAAGGAAGAUGUUCAACACGGAAUACGUGGCUUCGCGACGCUUCGUGAAUUAAUACUGUCAGGAAUAGUCGCCUUAAUGACGAAUUUACCAAAAUUCGAGGAAGAAGACCCAAUUUUUUUGCCAAUUGGGAAGCAACGCUCUGCAAAAGCCACCUGGAAAGAAUGUCUCGAAGUGGACCAUGAUGCUGAAAGAAUUCGAAGUACAUCCGUAAAGUUGUCCAUGGCUUACGAGGUGUACGGCUUCUUAUCUUGUCUGAGCAAUACUGUUAUCUCGAAAGAACUUUUGGAGAAGAUGAGCAGGGUGUUCUAUUGGAACCAAGCCACACCGCCGAUUUUAUUCGAAAAGAGUUCUGGAAUUCUUAGACCAAUUCAGACGUCAAGUGCAGAACGAAAUCGAAGAGGCAAAGCGCCAAGAAGAAUAUGA
This is a messenger RNA of Haemonchus placei, 540 nucleotides long. NCBI's taxonomy places the organism in Eukaryota, Metazoa, Nematoda, Chromadorea, Rhabditida, Trichostrongylidae. The record is from the annotation of a GenBank genome assembly.